Molecule: messenger RNA, 1355 nt
Organism: Miniopterus natalensis
Lineage: Eukaryota; Metazoa; Chordata; Mammalia; Chiroptera; Miniopteridae
Gene: ORC6
Product: origin recognition complex subunit 6
Biological process (GO): DNA replication initiation; DNA replication
Cellular component (GO): nuclear origin of replication recognition complex
Molecular function (GO): DNA binding
Source: RefSeq, a predicted model, not a curated record
CGAGCGUGUGCGCAGAGGCAGGCCCGCAUUGGUGUGUGGGCGGCCUCCCCGCCCCGGCCAAUCCGGGUGCAGCAGGAGGGUGGGGCCUGGUCCUCACUGGCGGGCCGGCGUCCGCGCGCGGGUUUCGUCUUCUCGCGGCUGCGGGCGCGUCCGCGUCGGCGCCAUGGAGUCGGGGCUGAUGGCGCGUUUAGCUCGGCGCCUGGGCGUCGCCGAGCCCGACGUGCUGAGGCAGGCGGAGGAGUACCUGCGGCUGUCCCGGGUGAAGUGCGCCGGGCUGUCCGCUCGCACCACCGAGACCAGCCGCGCGCUCGUGUGCCUGGACCUGGCCGCUUCCUGUAGGAGGCGCCCCUUGGACAGGGAUUAUAUAGCUAAACUUUCUGGUUUGAACAAGAAGAUGUACCAGAGCUGUCUUAAAUCUUUUGAGUGUUUACUGGGCCUGAACUCAAGUAUCGGAAUACGAGACCUGGCCGUCCAGUUUAGCUGCACAGAGGCGGUGAACAUGGCUGCACAGAUGCUACAAAGCUACGAGUCCAGCCUUCCACAGACACAGCAAGCGGAUCUCGACUUUUCCAGGCCGCUUUUCACCACCGCCGCACUGCUCACAGCCUGCAAGAUUUUAAAGCUGAAGGUGGAUAAAAAUAAAAUGGUAGCCACGUCCGGUGUAAAAAAAGCCUUAUUUGAUCGACUGUGUAAACAAUUAGAAAAGAUCGGGCAGCAGAUAGACAAAGAGCCUCAAGGCUCAGGUACUCCACCAUGGAAGAAAAGGAAGGCAGCGGUGGAACCUCUGGGACAGGAAAAAGAGAAGGUGGUAGAGAUCCCAAAUAAACCGCAAAGUGAUGAAGACCUGACGCUGGAUUACGAAGAGUGGAAAAGGAAGAUUUUGGAAAAUGCUGCCAGAGCACAGAAGGCUGGAACAGAGUGAUUGCAGCAGCCAGACUGCCGUGUGCUACAGGCCACCAUGUACCUGCCGCUCAACAAAGGUGUGAGUGCUCCAGAGUUUUCAGCUUUUAUAACAAGGAUCCUAAGACUGUCCCGUAACAGGAAGGCACCAGCACUGGGCCUGCUCUGGGCAGCAGGCUGGCCCCGGAUGUGGGCAACAAAUACAUUACAUCAGCCACAGUCCUGGUUGGCGUAGCCUUGGCUCUCACGGGUCUGCAGUCCUGCAAAUAGAAUUGGAGCCAUUUUACUCUUUUAAGCAAAAGACAGGUCUCCUGUCCUAGGCUAUACAAUUCAGGCUGAAUGGAGUUACAGAUUUUAUUUAAGUUUCUGUGUAAGUUUCUUGGUUUGACUAAAUCAGUAUGUGAUACCUAAAUUAAUAAAUAUUAUUUUUAUGUGUAUUCAGUUUGUCUUUAUCA